AUGGGCGGCGAUUCCUUCCCUCCCAGCCUGAUCGAAAGCAUCGACCGGCUCGUUCGAUUGAUGCAUCCGACCAUGAAGGCAAAGACGGCCGCCAAACAUGACGAACCUGACAAUCAGCGGUCCGUCGACGAGAAAGCUCAAGUCUUCUCCGGUCUGGCACUGCCGGAUAAGGCGCCAGUUCUGGAUUCUAUUGACGACACCCUGGCUAUGCUGGAAGCUCUGGAGCCGAAAAACUGCAAGGGAAAACAUCAGGCGCGGAAACGAGACCGCAGUCGCAGUAUUUAUGACGGCCACGUGACGGGCAUCAAGGACUUUGGCGCUUUUGUGAACCUCCACGGCGUCAAGGGGAAAGUGGAUGGGCUCGUUCAUGUUUCACGGCUGGUAGACGGGCGGAUCAAUCACCCGUCGGACUUGGUCGAACGUGGACAACCUGUCAAGGCCAAGGUCAUUAGCAUGGAUGGCACAAGAGUCGGGCUGUCGAUGAAGGACGUUGAUCAGGCGACAGGCCAGGACCUUGCACCGAGUUUCGGUUCCGGUGCUAACAUGCAGCCUCUGGGUGGAGGCAAGAGCGAACACACCGAUGCUGCACCCCCAAACCCCGAUCCUGCAAAACGACAAAAGAAGAGAAUGACGUCUCCUGAGAGGUGGGAGAUUCGCCAACUCAUCGCAUCUGGGGUUGCAAAGGCUUCAGACUACCCCAACCUGGAAGAGGAUUACAUGCUCGGUGGCGAUGGCGAGAUGGAGCUGGAAGAAGACCUCGACAUUGAGGUCAGAGAGGAAGAGCCGCCGUUCCUCGCUGGCCAAACAAAGCAGUCUCUGGAGCUGUCGCCUAUCCGCGUUGUCAAGGCUCCUGAUGGGUCGUUGAAUCGGGCUGCCACGUCCAGUGCUGUGCUGGCAAAAGAGAGAAAGGAGCUGCGACAGCAAGAGGCUGAAGCAGCUGCUGACACGGAGGAAAAGAUAGACCUCUUUUCUCAGUGGAAUGAUCCAAUGGCAGAUCCAGACAAGCGCAAAUUUGCCAGCGACCUGAGAAGCGCCAAAGCCAACAUUGCAAAAUCCGAUAGCAUUCCAGAGUGGAAACGCGCAGUCCAACCAAAAGACCAGUCAUAUGGAAAGCGGACGGAUAUGACGAUUAAGCAGCAGCGAGAAUCUCUCCCAGUUUUUGCCUUCCGAAGUCGGCUGAUUGAGGCUGUACAACAACAUCAGAUUCUCAUUGUGGUUGGUGAGACUGGCUCUGGCAAGACAACGCAGAUGACGCAGUAUCUGGCUGAGGCAGGCUUUACAAACAAUGGCAUCAUUGGAUGCACACAGCCUCGCCGUGUGGCUGCCAUGUCAGUAGCUAAGCGUGUAGCUGAAGAGGUUGGCUGCAUCUUAGGCGAGGAAGUUGGCUAUUCGAUUCGAUUCGAGGACUGCACCAGCCUGGCUACCAAGAUCAAGUACAUGACAGACGGCAUGCUUCAGCGCGAGAUCCUGCUAGACCCAGACCUCAAGAGAUACUCUGUUAUCAUGCUUGAUGAGGCACAUGAGCGGACUAUUGCCACAGAUGUCCUCUUUGCGCUACUCAAGAAAACGUUGAAGAGGCGGUCAGAUCUCAAAGUGAUUGUCACAUCUGCUACUCUCAACGCUGAGAAGUUCUCAUCUUACUUCAACCACUCCCCAAUCUUCACUAUCCCAGGCCGCACAUUCCCUGUCGAAAUUCUGUACUCGCAAGAACCUGAGUCAGACUAUCUUGAUGCUGCUCUUGUUACUGUCAUGCAGAUUCACCUGACAGAGCCAUCUGGCGAUAUCCUCUUGUUUUUAACAGGACAGGAGGAAAUCGAUACAGCCUGCGAGAUCCUGUACGAACGGAUAAAGAGCCGUAUAUUUGAGCCAGCACCUCCAGGCACCCGAAAGGUUGUCAUUGCCACCAACAUUGCCGAAACAUCUAUCACCAUCGAUUACAUCCACUACGUUGUGGACUCAGGCUUUGUCAAGCAGAACAUGUAUGAUCCAAAGCUAGGCAUGGACUCGCUUAUCAUUACGCCAAUCUCGCAAGCACAAGCCAACCAGCGAGCUGGCCGUGCUGGCCGAACUGGACCAGGCAAAUGCUUCAGGCUAUACACAGAAGCAGCAUACCAGUCAGAGAUGCUGCCAUCAACAAUACCUGAUAUUCAACGCCAGAGCCUAUGUAUGACAAUCCUGAUGCUUAAGGCAAUGGGUAUCAACGACCUUCUACACUUUGACUUCAUGGACCCACCACCUAUCAACACAAUGCUGACAGCUCUUGAAGAGCUCUAUGCACUGAGUGCCCUUGACGAUGAGGGACUCUUGACACGGCUAGGCCGUAAAAUGGCCGACUUUCCCAUGGAACCAUCGCUUGCCAAGGUCCUAAUUGCAGCAGGAGAGCUAGGCUGCUCAGACGAGAUACUCUCUAUUGUAGCCAUGCUGAGUCUGGUCAAUGUCUUCUACCGGCCGAAGGAAAAACAGGCACAGGCUGAUCAGAAGAAGGCCAAGUUCCAUGACCCACAUGGCGACCACCUGACGCUGCUGAACAUAUACAAUUCGUGGAAGCAGAAUAGCUACUCAAGCUCUUGGUGCUUUGAAAACUUCAUUCAGGCGCGGUCAAUGAGACGGGCCAAGGAUGUGCGGGAACAGCUUGCCAAGAUUAUGGAGCGGUACCGUCACCCAGUUGUUUCGUGUGGCCGUAAGACAGAGCAGGUGCGCCGAGCCUUAUGUGCUGGCUUCUUUCGCAAUGCAGCACGGAGGGAGGCUGAUGGUGGAUCUGGGUGCUACAAGACCCUCAUCGAGGGCACUCCAGUCUAUGUGCAUCCGUCGUCAGCGCUGUUUGGAAAACAGGCCGAGUGGGUGGUUUAUCACGAACUUUUGCUCACGACGCGCGAGUAUAUGCGAUGGACCACAAGCAUCGAGCCAAAGUGGCUUGUCGAGGCAGCGCCGACCUUCUUCAAGGUGGCGGGGACGGGUGGCACCAUGUCGAAGCGACGGCAGCAGGAGCGGAUACAGCCCUUGUACAACAAGUUUGCUGGCGAGGACGACUGGCGGCUGUCGGCGCAGCGCAGGGGCGGCAGGGGCGGCGGCGGCGGUACCUGGGGGUAA
This is a messenger RNA of Phialemonium atrogriseum, 3090 nucleotides long. Its product is annotated as P-loop containing nucleoside triphosphate hydrolase protein. Gene Ontology annotation, molecular function: RNA binding; RNA helicase activity; ATP binding. NCBI's taxonomy places the organism in Eukaryota, Fungi, Ascomycota, Sordariomycetes, Cephalothecales, Cephalothecaceae. Bases 1 to 3090 code for a protein of 1029 amino acids. Gene Ontology annotation, biological process: spliceosomal complex disassembly. The record is from RefSeq and is a predicted model, not a curated record. The transcript has 3 exons. Gene Ontology annotation, cellular component: intracellular anatomical structure; catalytic step 2 spliceosome.